AUACUACAAAGCAUCCAGUUAAGAUCGACUGUAUCAGUUGAUUGUACUUCUUCGUGAAGUCAGGUCGAAAUUUUCUUUCUUUGAAAAUGAGCUUUACCGAUAAAGUUAUAAUAGUUACGGGUGCAAGUAGUGGAAUAGGAGCCGAUGCUGCUAAACAUUUGGCUAAGUUGGGUGGGAAAGUGUGUCUAGUCGGACGAAAUGAGAAACUUCUGAAAAAUGUGGCUGAAGAAAUCAAAACAUCUGGUUCUUUAGUGCAGCCAUUGGUUAUUGUAGCUGAUGUGACCAAAGACGCGGAGCAAAUAAUAGGCGAUGCAGUAAAUCAUUUCGGAAAAUUGAACGUUUUAGUUAACAAUGCUGGCAUUUUGCAAAGCGAUAGUGUGAGCAACUUCAGCAUCACUCAAUUUGAUGAUAUUUUUAACACUAACUUAAGAGCGGUCGCAAUAUUAACAAGUUUGGCAGUGCCACAUUUGGAAAAGACAAAGGGAAACAUUGUGAAUGUUUCGAGUGUUGCUGGAUUGAAAGCAUUUCCGGGUAUUUUGAGCUACUGCAUAUCUAAAGCAGCGCUAGACCAAUUCACAAAAUGUGUGGCCCUGGAAUUGGCAUCUAAAGGAGUUCGUGUAAAUUCGAUCAAUCCAGCAAUGAUUCGGACACCGAUUUUUGAAAAAACCGGAAUGAGUGUCGAAGAAGCUGAUAAACGGAUGGAAGCUGGUAAAGAUGUGCAUCCAAUUGGACGAAUUGGUGAACCCUCAGACACAUCAGAAGCAAUCGCAUAUUUAGCUAGUGAUUCUGCAUCGUUCAUUACCGGCGUUCUAUUUCCUGUCGAUGGAGGAUUUCUGAUGAAAUAAAUUUUAGUAUCGGUCGUAAAACCUUU
Bradysia coprophila is the source of this 871-nucleotide messenger RNA. Its product is annotated as 3-oxoacyl-[acyl-carrier-protein] reductase FabG pseudogene. Lineage: Eukaryota; Metazoa; Arthropoda; Insecta; Diptera; Sciaridae. The record is from RefSeq and is a predicted model, not a curated record.